GGUUAAACUGUUCUACCAAAAAGUUUUUGCUCAAAAUUUGGUUAUACCUUUUGAAGAUUUCAUAUUAUCUUGAGGUGCUACAAUGCCUUCUAUUGAUGGUGAAGAAAGUGCAGAAGAGGAUGUGGAAAGAAGUCCAAAUGAAGACGAGAAUGUCAGUGAAGAAGACGACGACGAUGAUAGCAUGUCGUCUGUAUCUGAAGACUCCUCGUCUGACUCCAUUGAUGAGACUGAGAAUGAGAGAAGRAGAGCAGAAUGUCUUGAUGACAUGGCGGAUUUAGAAAGACAAUUUGUGGAGUUGAAAGAACAGCUUUAUUGUGAAAGAUUAAGUCAAGUAGAAAAAAAGCUAGAUGAAGUGGCAACAGAGCUAGCCAGCGAGUACAAUGGUCCUUUGGCAGAAUUAAAGGAGAUGUGUCAAAUACGUCUUGAAGUGGCUGAUAUUCUCAAACAAUGCAGGCUUGUUAACGUUGAAAAUAAAUAUGAAGCAGAGGAACAAUCAACAGUACAACAUUUUGAGAGUGAAAAGCUAGCACUGAUGGAAGGGAUGAAAGCUGAUCUAGAAGAGAAAAUCAGGAAACUAGAAGAAGACAAACACAACAUAGACAUAUCAGCAGAUGUAUGGCUAGAAUCCCAGUCAAUAUCAAAGAAACAUCGACGUGCUGCUGACGGUGUGUUAUCAUUUGACAAACGCAGAAAACCAGUAACUGUAUCAGGUCCAUACAUUGUAUAUAUGUUGAAGGAAAUGGAUAUACUUGAAGACUGGGCUGCCAUUAGAAAAGCCAAAGGUGCUCUUGCAAGGAGAAAAGCACAAAGAUCAUAUCAAUCAGAAAAGAUUUCAUUCAGUGCACGAUAUGAGGAUGGGAAACUGUAUUAUGAAGGGGAAUGGUUUCAUAAAGGAUGUCAAAUAAAUAUUGAAGGAAAAGAUGGCACAAAUUGCAGUGCAAUGAUAACUGGCAUCAACACAGGAGAGAUCCUAGUGCGCCGUAAUGAUGGGUACAAGACAAACUUAUACAUUGGACAAUUACAAAAAGGAAAAUUCAAGAUCAAGAAGCCUUGAUUGUUUCUUUGUAAUAAUCCACAUUUUGUAUCACCAUAGAAAUUCUGUAAAUAUUCAAUUUAGUACCGAAACAUGAUAUUUGGAUAUGAACCAUGUUCUUAUAGACACUUAUGUCCAGACUUGUCAUGUUUGACAUUAGCUUGUCUCGCCAAACAAAUAAUCUUAUGCCAAAAUUGAGGUUGCAUUUACAUAUAUCCAGGUAUUAAGAUUAUUUACACGCAACCACAGGAAACAAUGACUUCAUCUGGAUAUUUGUGAGACAUAAAAGUUGAAUAAGAUGGUUAUCUGUGAUAGUACACAGUAACAUGGUUUAAAAAAUAUCCAGAUGUAAACUCAGCCUGAAUGGCAUCAAAUAUAUUAUCAUACAAUCACUUAGGAAAUUCCAAAUUUUUCACAAUACAGCCAGUAUUUUUUCAUGCUGGCAUGUUCAACACUAUUCAUAGACACUUUCUUUCAUCCCAGUAUCUUUGUUGUGGAAGCCUUCUUGUUAUGAUAGUUGUAAUAAUUUGUUGAAGAAAAAMAUUAAAAAACGUUUGUUUUUUGAA
Exaiptasia diaphana is the source of this 1599-nucleotide messenger RNA. Its product is annotated as breast cancer metastasis-suppressor 1-like protein-A. The record is from RefSeq and is a predicted model, not a curated record. Gene Ontology annotation, cellular component: Sin3-type complex. Gene Ontology annotation, biological process: negative regulation of transcription by RNA polymerase II. Gene Ontology annotation, molecular function: histone deacetylase binding. Lineage: Eukaryota; Metazoa; Cnidaria; Anthozoa; Actiniaria; Aiptasiidae. The coding region runs from base 83 to 1054 and encodes 323 amino acids. The transcript is spliced from 14 exons.